AUGACCGAUGGAAUCCUUUUGAGAGAGUUACUGACAGAUCCCCUCCUGUCAAAAUAUAGUGUUAUAAUGAUCGAUGAAGCUCAUGAGCGUACCUGUAAUUCUGAUAUUCUGCUUGGUCUUCUUCGAAAAGUGCUAAUAGUACGGCCUGAUCUCCGCAUUAUACUAUUUCGAGACUUUUUCGAACUGAACGAAACUGAUGACCAUAAUCUUGACACAUCGUGUAUAAUGUCUGUCGAAGGGCGGACUCAUCCUGUCACGAUCUACCAUACGAAAACAUCAGUACCGAAUUACAUCAAAGCUACGGUGGAUACUGUGCUGGAUAUUCAUAAAAAUGAAAUUCCGGGUGAUGUUCUCGUAUUUCUAACGGGUCAGGAAGAGGUUAUACAGGUAAGCGGGCCGCACUGA
Messenger RNA from Cooperia oncophora, 405 nucleotides. The record is from the annotation of a GenBank genome assembly. Lineage: Eukaryota; Metazoa; Nematoda; Chromadorea; Rhabditida; Trichostrongylidae.